Nothobranchius furzeri (turquoise killifish) is the source of this 1266-nucleotide messenger RNA. RefSeq names its product H1.0 linker histone (gene h1-0). The record is from RefSeq and is a predicted model, not a curated record. Gene Ontology annotation, biological process: nucleosome assembly; chromosome condensation; negative regulation of DNA recombination. Gene Ontology annotation, cellular component: nucleosome; nucleus. Gene Ontology annotation, molecular function: nucleosomal DNA binding; structural constituent of chromatin; double-stranded DNA binding. NCBI's taxonomy places the organism in Eukaryota, Metazoa, Chordata, Actinopteri, Cyprinodontiformes, Nothobranchiidae.
CUGGAGCGCCUGUGGAAUAAAGACACUUUGGUUCACCGACAUACUGAUACCUCUCUUCUUUGCUUUUGGGAGACUCAAUUAUCAUUUUCAAUCCUUCAAAGACGAUAAAAAACGAACUUAAACCUACAACUUUUUAUUUUACUGUUAAAACGCUCACAUUUUUUUUGUCUCUUCCUGACGAUCAAGCCAACCCAGGCGGGUGAAACCAACACAUCCAGGACUUUUAUUUUUAAAAACUUGCUGGGAAAAAAGUCACCAUGGCAGAGACGUCGGGAGCUCCAGCCAAAGCCAAAAAGGCGUCGAAGCCUAAGAAGCCCGCUUCUCACCCCAAGUAUUCGGACAUGAUUAAAGCGGCUAUUGUGCACGACGCCAGCCGGAGCGGAGCGUCCCGCCAGUCCAUCCAGAAGUACGUGAGGAAGACCUACAAAGUGGGCGACAACGCCGACGUGCAGAUUAAAAUGGCCCUGAAGAGGCUGGUGGCGUCCGGGAUGUUGCGCCACACCAAGGGAAUCGGCGCGUCCGGAUCCUUCCGGUUGACCAAACCGGAGGACUCCAAGAAGCCAGCCAAGGCUGCGGCGUCCGCCAAGCCCAAAAAAGUGGCCAAACCCAAACCAAAGAAGGCGGCCAAGCCCAAGAAGGUGCCCAAGACCCCGGAGAAGCCCAAGAAGGCAGCUGCCAAGAAAGUGAAAAAGGUCGCGAAGAAGGCGACACCUGCGAAAGCCAAGAAGGCUCCAGCGAAGAAGUCCAAGGCGGCCAAACCCAAAGCCAAGCCGGUGAAGAAAGCAGCCAAGCCCAAGGCGAAGACACCCAAGAAGGCAGCCAAGUCUGCCAAAAAGAAGUGAAAGUGGGACAAUUUAAAUCGGACUGUAAAUACUUGAGGAAAUGUUUUGGUAUAUGUAUUAUUUUUGUAAGGUUUCAUGCAAAUGUCAGCUGUUUGUACCAGUAGUUUCUCUAAAAGCAUUUUUUAUUUGGUUUUAAUAGCAUUAUUUUGUCUAAUAACUGAACACAAAUAGGCAUCGCUGCAUUAGAGCGUGUAUAUAAAGUUAAACUAGGAGUAGUGAUUGUUAGAGCACGUGUUCAUAUUGGAAAUAUGAGUUUUGUGGAGCCUUCAUUACCAUGUACAGACCAUAGGCUCUAGAGUCCUCAUUAAACAUGCAUUGUCUAUAUUUAAAUAUAAAUAUUUUAUUUUCUGACAUCUCCAAACAUUCUGAUGUGUUCAGACACUUUAAUGCUAUUCAAUAAACCUUUAUCAUCUAAAAAGGUCAA